AUAUAGUGAAUGCAGGGUCCGGGGAGACCGGAUAUAGUGAAUGCAGGGUCCGGGGAGACCGGAUAUAGCGAAUGCAGGGUCCGGGGAGACCAGAUAUAGUGAAUGCAGGGUCCGGGGAGACCGGAAAUAGUGAAUUUAGGGUUCCGGGGAGACCAGAUAUAGUGAAUGCAGGGUUUAGUAACACUUUAAACCAUUUCCAUACCGGGGUUUUUUUUUUUUUUUUGUGCUUAGCUGUGAUUUGGCAACAGCUAAUCACAUGACAUGUGCAUCUAGACACUAGUAUACAAUGGAUGGCAUGAACGAAGCCAUCCAUUAUAUAUAUAAAGACAGCAAAGGAGUUUAUUG
Staurois parvus is the source of this 345-nucleotide messenger RNA. The record is from the annotation of a GenBank genome assembly. NCBI's taxonomy places the organism in Eukaryota, Metazoa, Chordata, Amphibia, Anura, Ranidae.